Polyodon spathula (Mississippi paddlefish) is the source of this 2359-nucleotide messenger RNA. RefSeq names its product uracil nucleotide/cysteinyl leukotriene receptor-like. Gene Ontology annotation, molecular function: G protein-coupled receptor activity. The transcript has 2 exons. Lineage: Eukaryota; Metazoa; Chordata; Actinopteri; Acipenseriformes; Polyodontidae. The record is from RefSeq and is a predicted model, not a curated record. Gene Ontology annotation, biological process: phospholipase C-activating G protein-coupled receptor signaling pathway; positive regulation of Rho protein signal transduction. Gene Ontology annotation, cellular component: membrane. Bases 214 to 1233 code for a protein of 339 amino acids.
UGGUCUUAUAAAACUGAUGCAGCCUACAUGUAGUUCCCACUCCUAUCUCUCACACACAAACUCAGAGCUGCUGUAUCUGUGUAUUUCCUUAACUUCACAGGCAGCUGUUGUCAGAUCACUGCCAAAACCAACUGUCUGACGGACACACACCGGGCAGGCAUUUUCUAUCAGCACAGCAACCCAAGAGGGGCAGCGUCCUAACAGCUGUAAGAAAUGAACACCUCAUCGACGGAAUCUGUAUCUCUACUCUCCAACCAAUCCAAUGAGAGCUGCAGCAGCAGGGAGCCAGCACUGGAGAACAUCCUGUUUGCUGGCUUCUACCUUGUUGUUUUCCUAUUGGCUCUGAUUGGGAAUGGAUUGGCUCUCUUGGUGUUUUCUCGGCAGCGAGGACCUGAGUCUCCUGCAAAUGUCUUCCUGGUGCACUUGGCUGUGGCUGACCUCUCCUACGUGACCAUCCUGCCACUGCGAGCCACAUACCACUUAAUGGGAGGCCACUGGCCAUUUGGGGAAGUGCCUUGUCGGUUGGCAGGCUUCCUGUUCUAUGUAAACAUGUACGCCAGCCUUUACUUCCUGGCCUGUGUUGCAGGAGACCGGUACUUGGCCGUUGUACAUGCUGUGCGCUCAAUGAAGAUUCGCUACGCACGUUAUGCCCAUAUUGCCAGUGCUGCACUCUGGGUCCUGGUUACUGUGUCAAUGGUGCCUUUGCUUAUCACCCAGCAGACAGCACAGGUGGACAACACCACCAUUUGCCUGCAGCUGUACCGUGAGAAGACCUCUCGCCGUGCCCUGGUCUCCCUUGCUGUGGCCUUCACCCCACCCUUCCUCACCACCCUUGCAUGCUACCUGCUGAUUGCCCGCAGCCUACAACAGGGAGUGCGGCUUGAAUCAGAGCUUAAGACCAAGGCACUGCGCACCAUUGGGCUGGUGCUGCUUAUCUACCUGCUGUGCUUCCUGCCCUACCAUGUCAGCCGUGCCACCUUCAUCCUCUCACACGGGCAUCCUGGAGCCUCCUGCCAGGCCAGGAGAGGCCUGUUGCUGGGCAACAGAUUGACCUCUUCCCUGACUUGUCUUAAUGGUGCCCUUGACCCACUGGUUUAUCUCUUUGGCGCUGAGAAGUUCCGGGACAGUCUGAGACGUCUUCUCUGUGGAGAAAAGACUGGGCAGUCAGUGGCUACCAGUGGAGAAGGGAAGAGGACCCACGAGAGCUCAUUGAGCGCCAAGUCUGAGUUCUGAAGAGAGAAGAGGCUGGUCCUCAACCCUAAUGGAACAUUUCCACUUCUGUACCAAAUGUAAAGAAUAAUAAUUGUCGUGAUGAAAUCAAUAACUGUAGGCAGCUACCAUUUAAAGCUACAGUAAUAAGGACUAAUUUCAGUUUUGUCUGUUUGCUUUCUGUUGUUUAACAAUUGCAAGUUGCCCAUUGAUCCUCAGUCUUCCUAAGACAGUAUUUGGGUGACAUUCAAAAUUGCCAUUUCAAAUUGAGGGGAAAACGGGGGAAAAACACAUAAUUGGACACUUGUUUUACCCCUGUUCAAUAGCUUGGUCAGACUGUUUGUAUGAAUAAAAUUAAGUUUGAUAUCAUAUUUUGCGCCACAUACUUAUGUUGAAAUGAAAUCAUCAAUAGUCCAGAACAGUUUUAGGAAUAUCAAACUUGGUUUAAUGGUAAAACAGUAUACAUUUAAUUUGAAAAAGCAUUUUUUAAAUAACCCAUGAGCUAAAGGUUUGUGAAUAAAGCCCAAUGUUACAUUGAUCCAAGAACCACAGAGUUGCGUCCCGUAAGAACAGCUUAGCGCCUUCUUGCAAACCCACACUUACUGUAUUAGCAGGCCAUCGCUAAAUACUUUGGAUAUAUACGAUUCCUUAUAUUUAACAUUUGUCCGACACAAAAUUGUCAUCAUAUUAAACUGCAGCCCACGUUCCUAGUCACAAAAACAAACACAUUAUCUUGGGGUUCAUAGUAGGCAAAUGCAAUACAUUGUAAUGAGUGUAAUUUAUUCUUUGUUGUAGAAUGUGAUUAAAUAUUUUAAACAUUGCUUUGAUUAUAAAUCCAUCAUACAUUUUCACUAUCUGCAUGUAAACUUUGUGUUAUCAUGGCAUUCUUUGUAGGACUUGUUUUAGUAUUAGAAAAUGCAUUUAAUUACAUUUAAAAUAAACAUUCUUCAGUAAGUCUAUCUAAAUACUAUAGUAACCAAUACUGCUAUUACUGUAAUGUUAUAAAAUUUUGCCAUACACUGCAACAUGCAACAUCCUAUAUUACAAGGUACAGCAUCUGCUGUACAAGCAAAUUGUUGUUGACCAAAAACAUGUACAAAAAUAAGUUAUAAUAAAUAAUCAGGCUGUGAGGCGUGUGAGUACAAAUGGA